GCCGUGCUCUCAUUUCGACCCGGAGCUCUGAGCCGCUUUGUGUGUAACUCUGUUGAAGUCAGUUGAAGGCCGCUGCGGGGCUUUGUGCUCGCUCACUUUCGACGUUGAGUGAAUCGCGCUAACGGUAAAGCAAGAUGUCUGACGAAGGAAAGCUUUUUGUGGGUGGUCUUAACUUUGACACGAACGAACAGUCCCUGGAAUCCGUCUUCUCCAAAUAUGGGCAGAUCUCCGAAGUUAUUGUAAUUAAGGACCGCGAGACACAGAGGUCAAGAGGGUUUGGUUUCGUCACCUUUGAAAAUCCUGAUGAUGCAAAGGAUGCUAUGUUAGCUAUGAAUGGAAAGUCUGUUGAUGGGCGUCAGAUUAGGGUAGAUCAAGCUGGAAAAUCCUCUGGAGAACGGUCCAGAGGCUACAGGGGUGGAAGUGCAAGUAGUCGUGGAUUUUUCCGUGGAGGAUCUGGGCGUAGAGCCCGUGGGUUUUCUAGAGGUGGAGGAGAUAGAGGGUACAUGGCACGAUAUGAUUCAAGAAGUGGUUAUUCUGGGUCAAGAGACUACUAUAACAGAGAUAGGAGUCAAGGGAGCUAUGGCGGCGGUGGUUCCUACAGGGAUAGUUAUGACAGUUAAGCUACACACAACGAAUAAAUAAAUCUUCCUGACUCAAGAUCGUCCUUCCUAUGGCUGUAUUUAUAAAGAUUUUCGGAGCUUCGUGGAUUCGUAUUGUGUGCUUGUAUUCUCACUGACUUGUAGUAAUUCAGUUUGGCCUUGUUAAUCACAGCCUGACAGCUUCUGACAUGAGGAUGCACACUAAGUGUUGGCUUGGUAAUAUUGGAAUUAAACAAUGAAAUAAUAAGCAUUCUCAGGCAGAUGGCAGAGCCCUCAAUAUUUUUCUUAGUAAUAUUUUGAGGUUUUCAUUUUACUUUAGAACCAUCUUGUUUUUGUCUUUGCUCAAAUACUUCCUGUAAAGUCUAGUUAUUUUGGAAAUGAAGUUGCGGGGUUGACUGGAAUUCUAGUAAAACAAACAUGUAAAAGGGGCUUAUAGUGUGUUCUCAAUCUAUUUUUAUGCUAAGCAAACUGAUGUUUUAUAGAAGCUGAACAAGCUGUGGUCUUUAUUUCAAAAUAAAGGCUUUUAUAGCCACUUAUUCUUGUUGCAUUUUAAAAAACAAAUGUCAUCUGAAACGUUCCUUUAGUGUAGCAGGGUAGGAAAGCAACAUUGGAACGGAAGAUGUCCUCUGUCUCACAAAUCGUCUUGAUACUGCUGAAGAUAAAAGGCUUCAUUUUUAACUUGUAAUUGGACUUUUGUGCAUCUUUCAGUAGUUUCAAGAGUUCUGUACACUGUAAAUAAUCAGUUAAUCAUGUUCCAAAUUCUUCAAAAUUUACAAAUGAAGUCCUGAGCAAUGUACCUUUAUAAGUUGACAUGUAUUGGAUGAGAAAUAUUUGAAAAUGGCUUUCUUUGUGUUGUAUGUUCAAGUGGUUUAGAGUUGACCUUUUGUACUGAAACAGGCUUCACGAAGCCUCAUUAAACAAAAUACGUGACUCAUAACCCUGAUCUUUCUGUAGUUGGAUUCUUAUGGGAUGGGAUGUAGUAGAAAGGGUAUAGGUAUAGAUUAAUUUUGCAAUCCUGUAAUGUUAAAAGUAGUUGGAAAGUCAAUUUUAAAAAUUGGUGAUAUUAGGAGCUAAUUUGAGCAAGCAACGAAGUCUUUAAUUGCUAUUCAAUUAUAAAUGUAAAACCACAGUUGAUGCCCUUCUUAGUUUGAAAGUUAAUUGAUGAGAUGAUUGCCAGUUUAGGAUUGAGCAACCUGUGGCAAAGGCUUUUUCAGAUACUCUAUAUUAUAAUGUUUAUAUUGUAUAGUAUAUAACACACCGUCAAAAGGUGUGUUGACCUAAAUUGAAAUCAGAAUGGUCCCUUUUCAACAGUUGUAGGCAUUCUAAUUAUUACUACAGUACCAGUUUUCCCAUGUAACUGGCAUGCCUGAGGUAAUUGCCAGGUAUAUUGGUUAUUUGAAAUUAUUCCUUAGGUUGGAUGCUGAAUCUGUUGUACUUGCCUUUCAUUUUAGAUCAUUGUUUUCAAAGCAGGGUUAUGAGGAAAAGUGCAGUUGAGGAUAAUCAGAUUAGCCAUGAUCUCGUUGGCAGAGCAGACUCCAAUUGAAUGGUCUACUUCUGCUCCCUUGUCUUAUGGUCUUAUAAAUAGCUUAAGUUUGUAGUGCUAAUUUUCUUCAUUACUUUAUGCAAAAGGGUAAAUUCUGAAUGGGGGAUAUUGCCAUAUUAGUUUGAAAAGAGCUACUUCUGGUGCCAGCUAUCAAAAGGCUGUCUUAGUGUUGAAGAAUUUUGGGUUUUUUAAAUCUUUUUUCCCUUUUCAUGUUUCUCAAAAACUGGUAGCUUUAUUGUGACCUACUUGCAUUGAGUAAUUGAUUACCAAAUGGAAAAGUUCCAUUCCAAAACUUGCUACUUUAUGGCUGACAUGAUAAUACUACUACUAGCGGCUGGCUGAUGUAUGAAAGUUUCUUUUUUUAAGAGUUCAGUUAUCAGAAGCAUCAGGAUAAAAGUUAUCAACAUUUCACAAACUGUCUCUGUUGCUAUAAAAUUGGACACAGCUAAAUUAGGUGAAAAUGUCUGUUCAGAAAGGUAUUCAAGUCCAUUUAAAGAUUUUUAUAACGCUUCACAACUUCUAAGGAUCUUUGCUAACAUUUGGAAAGAAAUGGCCAUGGAGAACGAAGUGCUGUGCCUUCUUCAAUGAAACCUGAGAUGAAAACAGCACAUGGCUAAGUGCAUAUGUGGAUAUAGUCCUAGAUUUGAGGUAACUCUUUUACUCUCAUAGGCAGUUUCUGUUGACUGUUCAUUCAAAAGACUGAAAUAAUGUGCUUGUGAAAUUUCAUUUAUUUUAUUGGGUUAGUUCUUUAGCAGAAUCCAAUUCAUAAAAUUGAACACCACGCCAAACCUUACUAUAAAGCUUUAUUCCUUGAUCUAUUCAUUCAGUUGCUUGCGGUAUUCUAUUCCAUUGACAUAUAACAGUGAGUACUCAAAAAAAAAUCCCUUUAAAAGAAAUUGGACGUUAUAACAUUAGUGGCACAAUUUGUUCCUUUAACUAGGAUUUGCCUUGUGACUUUUUUCUGAAAAUUGUUAAAAAUUACAUUAAAUUGUUAAGCCUGAAAGUUUCAUUUUGUUGAGUUGUUCUAAAUGUCCAAACAUAACUAAUAGUCUCUCUUCAUAUUGCAGAAUGAAUCUGCGUGAUUUCAAGUGAAUAAUGAUGUUGAUUGCCCCUUGACACUGAAGGCAGAGGAAAGCCUGUGGGGGUGAUCCAAGAUAAUAAUAUAUAUGAAAGAUCAACUUUGUGGAUAUUAUCAAACAACUGGAUGUAUAAAUGUUUGAUUUUAUUAUUGAGGUACAGUCUCACAGUGAUGGUCAUUCUUCAAUGAUUUAUCCAAUUCAUCCAUCAAGUUGAGUGAAAAUAGUUGAAAAUCUUUUCCCAGAAGGCUGUGGAGACAGAAUCAUUGAAUAUUUUGAAGGCCAAGACGGAUUAAUUUUGGAACUUUGAACUUUAUGGGAGCCUAAGAUUAUGGGAAAUUGGCAGGAAUGUGGAAUGUGAGACUUAAGAUCAAAUUAGUCAUGAUGUUGUUAAAUGGUGGUGCAUACCUGAGAGGUUGACUUACUUUUGGUACUCCUAUUUCUUAUCCUGAACGGCAGCUAACCUUUUACACGGAGAUUAUUGCUUACAGACAUUGACUAUCAGCAUGCAGCACAGACCUGGCUGAUCUGCAUUAACCUCAAGAACAUUGACACUUGUGGUAGAAAUCUGCACACGUGUUUUUCCAAUUUUUAUUGUUCAGUAUCUUGUUUGUUCUAACUUCAUGAUAAAAUAUGUAUUUGAUCUGAAGGUUGGUGAUUGCAGGCAGAGGAUACUGUAAAAAUACUAAGUCUGAAAGGGUGGCACUGGAAAACAGCAGGUCAGGCAGGAUCAGAGAAGCAGGAGAGUUGACAUUUCAGACGUAAGUCUAAUGAAGGGCUUAUGCCCAAAACUUCGACUCUCCAGCUCUUCUGAUGUUGCCUGUCAUGCUAUGCUUUUCCAGUGCCACCCUUUCCGACUCUGAUUUUCCAGUAUCUUCAGUCCUCACUUUGUCCUAGUUGGAAAAAACUACUGCAAAACUAACUGCUGGAGCCAAAGGAAAUAAUGGAAGAUUGUGCAAUUACAAACUACUAUUCCUUUUACAGUGUUCAAUAAAAUAUUUGAAACAAA
Messenger RNA from Chiloscyllium plagiosum (whitespotted bambooshark), 4227 nucleotides. Its product is annotated as cold-inducible RNA-binding protein-like. NCBI's taxonomy places the organism in Eukaryota, Metazoa, Chordata, Chondrichthyes, Orectolobiformes, Hemiscylliidae. Gene Ontology annotation, molecular function: RNA binding. The record is from RefSeq and is a predicted model, not a curated record.